GUGAUAAUGGAAUGUUUACUACUUUGUCAAGCUGUUCUUUUUUACGAAUGAUUCUCGCCGACUCCCGUCCACUCUUUUAUCUGCUAAGAGGUUCAACCAAUCUUAAUGCUCUCUCUCAUAUAAUUUUUACACUUUAAUUGCACAAAAAUCUUUCCAUAUGUCUCUGUAUAAUUCUUUAAUAUUCGUGAAAGACAAUGCAGAUUUCAAAUUGGUGGAAAUGAUGAUAGUGUUCGUGUACGACACAGCAAGGUGUCGCAGAGAGGAAGAUGACCCUGCCGAGGCUGUUAUUUAUUUUCAUCCUGCUUGGGUAUCACCUACCCAAAGGCUCGCACUCGCCGGUCAAUUGAUGGGUGUCACACAGUUUCUUACUACAUCUUUCUCACCUCCACGAGUAAUUUCUCUACAAGGUGGCAAAUUUGUUUUAAAAAAAUUGGGACAGUAUAUACUAGCAGUCGGAACUGACCGAAAUAUUCAGGAUUGGGUAGUCCAGAGACGAGCUGACACUUUGGAAUCGACACUGAAAUUUUAUCAUCGUGAUCUUGAAACUAUUUCGACAUCACUUGGUGGGGACAGGAACAGACUGACUGAGAAAUUAUAUCAAAUGUUUGAAACUUAUCUUCCUAUACUGCAAUACGGUGCCAACUUAUUCACCAAUCUUCCCACCAUCAAGUUUCCUAAGAGUGCAAGCAAUGUUUUUUUAGAAGCUAUACAAGUGCUACAAUAUUGCCAAGAAACAAGUGGUAUUUUAGGCGGUGCCUUGUUCUACAAUAAUAAGGUUGUGGCUACUCAGCUGAAUCCGGAAUUGACCAAACAAUUAAUCGUAACUGAUCCGUAUCGUAUAAAGGCCCCUGCAGAAACUGUAGGAACAGGGUUUGAUCUGCCAGUCGGAGUUCAACUCCUCCGAGUCUACGUUGAACGCAAACAAGUAAUCAAAUUGAAACAAGAUGCAGCUGCCGAACGUGUCUAUAAUUCGUAUCUUGACCCUACCAUGAAAAAAACAAUGUUGAAAAAGAACUUAUCGAAGAAUAACAUAAAGGAUUCUUGCACCUCGGGUAUGAAACGCGAUACGUCACGGAUAUUCACAGUACCAGAAGAAGGAGAAUUGGACUCGAUGCAGUACGAUAGCGGUGCAUCUUUCUACCCCUCGCUACCUCCCACAACAUAUAGCUCACCAGCAAAACGGAAGCAAGAUGUUACAACAGAUCGCUCCAAGACUGUAAACCCGUUGACCCCUAGCGUUUGUUCUACACCUUUGAAGGACGUUAACAGAAUGCUUCAUGAAACCGCAGUAUUGAUUUGCAGCGGUGCGGAUGACUGUGAGAGCAAAGCUAUGCCUGAAAAGCAAGUUGUUGAAGUAGAAAAUAUCAGUGACAUCCCAGACCUUGUCAAGGAAGCACUAAGGUGCAAAAGGGCAAACAAACUAAGGAAUGCACCUCCGAUCGAGAAGCUGGAUAAACUUAGAUUUCCUGCUAAAAUAAGUCUUAGUUUGCCAGACCUGACUAAAACGUUACACAAACAUACGAAUAGAGUAUCUCUUAGGUACUACAGUAUAGGAUUACCAAGCUUGAAUAACAAUCUUUGCUCUGACUACUACGAGGAUUCACCUCGAAAAAAACUUCCACCGGGGAAACAGUUUUACCAUACAAUUACAGACCCAUGCUUCCCAAUAUUCAGGACCGAUGGUUUACCAGUUUCCAAAGCUUUGUACGAUUACAAUGUUGCUACACAUUACCAGGAACUCAAGUCUGGUGCAGCCAAUGUAAAGUUGGCUACACAUACAGAUUUUUUACAAAAGUUUCCAUUGGUGGAAAAUCAUAAGGCAGCUAUGAUAGAAGGAUUCGAUUGUCAAGUUCUGUCCGUUUCUGAGAAUACCGCUGUUUCCAAUGCUGACGUAACAACAGAGAAAAAAACGAAACAAGAAAUUUACCGUCGAUCUAUGAGUCUACCUCUUAAAUCCUUAAAUGCUCCAGACGAAGAGGGUAGGGAAAAAUCGGCCUCGGAAUGCGGUAGCAUUUUCGAUUUACCUCAACGAAAAAAACUUGACGGGUUACAGUUAACGCCGUUAAUGUCAAAGCUUAGUUUACUAGCCGACGAACGUACGAGUGGGUUUUGCAGUAGAGAAACUACACCAAGUGAAUUUCGUGACUUAUCAAGUUUCUCUACAACGACAAACCAGUUGCUCAGGAGCAAACUGGAUGCAGCAAGCAAAGACGUGAGUGACGAGGAAGAGGACCUAGAUCAAGACUGGAUUUAUUCCAAGACGGAGGAAAGUUCCUUGGAAAAACUUGAACUUUUUAUUUAUGGCCAGCAAAACAUGGUCCUAGUAUUGUUAAUGGAAGAAAAUGUUGGCAACAAUUGCGACCUCAUACAUUCCCUAUGGGAUACUUGUGUUCAAGUUCUUGCGAAACUAGAGUCUAAACUUCAACGAUGUCUAGAACCUCUACCACCCAGUGACAGCAGAGAAUUGUACAGCGUCCUCAGCGUAGAUCCACAAUGGGAUACAGUCCACCGUGCUGGUCUCUGGGGUGUUACAGAAACAGAAAUCAUCUCAUUUCUUCACGACAGAUUCAGUAAAGCUAGUAACAUGACAGACAUUGUAGUGAGAACGGAAGACACGGUCGUAUAUGGAUACCAGUGCGGAAAGCUGCAAGUUUUUUAUCAGCAGGCUAUGGCGCCCAACAUGAAUGGCGGACUACCUACACCAGCGGAUCUAAUGGGUGUUGUUCCUCUCAAGGCUAAGCGAAGAUUGGAGAGAGAUCAUGGCAUAAUUUUGUUGUAAAUUUAAUAAGCUAUUUUUGUUUCAUUUUGGUUUCGUCUUGCAAAGAAAGGAAAAACAUAAGAAGAAACACCAAAAUACAACAAAGAAAACUAACAAUAU
This is a messenger RNA of Diprion similis, 2878 nucleotides long. RefSeq lists its product as uncharacterized. The transcript has 9 exons. The record is from RefSeq and is a predicted model, not a curated record. Bases 158 to 2779 code for a protein of 873 amino acids. Gene Ontology annotation, biological process: vesicle-mediated transport. Lineage: Eukaryota; Metazoa; Arthropoda; Insecta; Hymenoptera; Diprionidae.